This is a messenger RNA of Microthlaspi erraticum, 393 nucleotides long. The record is from the annotation of a GenBank genome assembly. Lineage: Eukaryota; Viridiplantae; Streptophyta; Magnoliopsida; Brassicales; Brassicaceae.
AUGACUGAUGAUAAUUUUGAUGACUGCACAGGAAUAGGAAUGGCGAACAAGAUUGCAAUGCUUCUCUCGGAAGCGAUGAACAGCAAUGCAGUGAUAAACACGUGUCUGGGAGUAUCCUUUGUGGUUUUGGGAUUGAGAUCUGAUAAACAGCAAAAGUAUGUGGAGGCCUUACAGGAGCAGAAGGAGUCACUCUUCAAGUCUAACAAGGAAAUGAAAGUCACAAUGUGGGAGUGGAAACAGCAACUCUUUGCUGAAGCCGCCUCUGCUGGUAAUUCCGCUGUUGUUCCUCUUUCCACUCUUAAGGCCAUCUAUGGCGAAGUCACCACAACCACUCAGCCUGGUGAUGCAGUCAAGGAAGAGGCUAAAGUGUCUGCACCGAGGAUCAUGGUUUGA